AUGCAACAUGUUCAAAAGACAACACAAGAAUCAACUACGGCAGUAAAAGACAAACAAGAACACGAUCUUGUUAACCUUGACUUGCGUUUACCUACAUUUUGGAAUUCAAAAGACAAAUCAAAAAAUAUCGAUGUUGGCAGUAAUGGCAUCGAAUUGACAUAUAUCGGACCAGGCAAGCAAGAGACACAUGCAGCACUAGCAAGAUCAAACUUUCCUAUGCGACCUCAAUGUGGUAUAUUCUAUUAUGAGAUGAAAGUGAUAUCCAAGGGAGAGGAUGGAUAUAUCGGUAUUGGAUUUUGCUGUGCAGAGAACAAGACAGAACGACUUCCCGGAUGGGACGUAGAUUCUUGGGGGUAUCAUGGGGACGAUGGCCACUCAUUUGCUGGUUCUGGCAUUGGACAAAAUUAUGGUCCUUGCUUUACAACCGGAGAUGUCAUUGGCUGUGGCGUCAAUUUUGCAGAUAGGUCAGCCUUUUAUACAAAGAAUGGCAAGUUUUUGGGCACAGCGUUCAAGCAGAUUGAUGUGAGUAAACCGUUGUAUCCGUCUGUUGGAUUGCGUACGACCGGAGAAAAGAUUACAACCAAUUUUGGACAUGAGCCAUUUAUGUUUGAUAUUGAACAGUAUAUCAAGAUGAUAUCCAGACAAUCCAUUGAUAGAACACCGUAUACAGAAUAUGAUCUCAAUCAACUUGUUCUAUCUUACUUGAUACACCAUGGAUACACCAAGACUGCAUUUGCAUUUGUUAAGAAUACAAAGAGUAUAUCGGAUACAGAUCAAGAAGAUACAGUCACUGUCCGCGGAACCGGAAUGGAACAACGAACAGCUAUUCGAUCGGCUAUUAUUCGAGGAGAUAUAGACGAUGCAAUUAGAUUAAUUCAGCAACACUUUCCAAAGCUUUUAGAUCAAGGAGAACGCGGUAAAUCAGUUCAAUUAAUGCUAAAAUGUGGUAAAUUUGUGGAGAUGAUGCGAGAAUACUCUUCAUCUAUAAACCAAAAGAAAGACGAAAUAUUCUCAUUGUUGGCUUAUCACGAUCCUUAUACGAGUCCAGUAUCACAUAUAAUGAGUGUUUCAAGAAGAGAUGCAUUAGCUACAGAAGUAAAUGCUGCUAUUCUGGCAUUUCUUCAACAACCAGAGAUACCUGCUUUGGAACGCAUUUAUCGACAGCUUAUUCUAAGUAAUAAAAUGCUGGCUAUAGAAGGAGAUGGUACAUCAGCUCUAGUUAAAGUAGAAGAUUAUUAUAUGAACCAUAUGGAAAAAAUAAAAAUGCCUUAA
This is a messenger RNA of Rhizopus microsporus ATCC 52813, 1272 nucleotides long. Its product is annotated as SPRY-domain-containing protein. The record is from RefSeq and is a predicted model, not a curated record. Bases 1 to 1272 code for a protein of 423 amino acids. Gene Ontology annotation, molecular function: protein binding. Gene Ontology annotation, biological process: cell surface receptor signaling pathway; cytoskeleton organization. Gene Ontology annotation, cellular component: cytoplasm. Lineage: Eukaryota; Fungi; Mucoromycota; Mucoromycetes; Mucorales; Rhizopodaceae. The transcript is spliced from 7 exons.